AUGUCUGGUGAAGACUGGAUAAAAGGCUCCCAAGGUCAUCUUAUUCUAUCUCCUUCUUAUGAAAUAGAAGGUAAUCAAUCACAAAUUAUCAAUAAUAGAACUGGACAUAACCUGGGUGAGAUGUCUGUAAAUUCUGAAUAUGGGAAAGAUUUCGAAAAUAAUGCAAAUCUUUCUGUGCACAAAGAGAUUCAUAAUGAUGAACGGUCAUGUUCUGAAAGAGAGAAAACUUUUAAUCGAUUUUCAUGCUCAGAAUGUGGAAAGUUGUUUAGUGUGAAAUCAAGUUUUGUGAGACACCUGAAAAUUCACACAGGAGAGAACCCAUUUUCAUGCACUGAAUGUGGAAAGUGUUUUAGUGAGAAAUCAAGACUUGAGGUGCAUCAGAGAAUUCACACAGGAGAAAAACCAUUUUCAUGCACUGAAUGUGGAAAGUGUUUUAGUGAGAAAUCAAAUCUUGCAGUGCAUCAGAGAAUUCACACAGGGGAGAAGCCAUUUUCAUGUCCCGAAUGUGAGAAAUGUUUUAGUAGCAAAUCAAAUCUUAUUAAACAUCAGAAAACUCACACAGAAGAGAAGCCAUUUUCAUGCUCAGAAUGUGGAAAGUGUUUUAGUGAGAAAUCAAGUCUUGAGGUGCAUCAGAGAAUUCACACAGGGGAGAAGCUAUUUUCAUGUCCCGAAUGUGUGAAAUGUUUUAGUAGCAAAUCAAAUCUUAUUAAACAUCAGAAAACUCACACAGUAGAGAAGCCAUUUUCAUGCACAGAAUGUGGGGAGUGGUUUAUUGAGAAAUCAAGUUUUGCGAGACACCAGAGAAUUCACACAAGAGAG
This is a messenger RNA of Bufo bufo (common toad), 819 nucleotides long. RefSeq names its product gastrula zinc finger protein XlCGF71.1-like. Gene Ontology annotation, biological process: regulation of transcription by RNA polymerase II. The annotation marks the transcript as partial. Gene Ontology annotation, cellular component: nucleus. The transcript is spliced from 3 exons. NCBI's taxonomy places the organism in Eukaryota, Metazoa, Chordata, Amphibia, Anura, Bufonidae. Gene Ontology annotation, molecular function: DNA-binding transcription activator activity, RNA polymerase II-specific; RNA polymerase II cis-regulatory region sequence-specific DNA binding. The record is from RefSeq and is a predicted model, not a curated record.